AUGGAGAGGAAUUAUCCCGCUGCAGGAUUCGGAGACCUAGGGGCCGGGACGGGAUGGAGUUACGACAGAUCGGCCAAAGCAAGCUUCGUGUAUGGGAGCUCCAGGUCAUCCCACCCAGACUCAGAGCUGCUCCAUCGGCAAACCUAUGGCCCUCCUCACACCCUCCAGGGCUAUGCAACCAACCACCACCCAGGAAGCUCAAGACAGGCUGGGGCCUGGGGUGCUGCUGGACGCACACUUGGUCUGUCGGGACUAUUUGACACCAGCCUCCAUCAUGCCAAUCCCUCGGGUCCUGACCCCUCCGUCAUGAAUCUGAUUUCGGCUCUGGAGUCGCGGGGUCCGCAGCCGCCACCCUCUGCUUCCUCCCUCCUCUCUCAGUUUCGCACUCCUUCUUGGCAGACUGCAAUGCAUACACCGGCACCAGCGGAGCUCUUUAUGUCAGGGGCACUUCCUGGUUCAAGCUCCUUCCACUCCUCCUCAGCCCUUUCUGCAUACCAGCAUCCUGGCUCCUUCUCUGGACGAUCUUUCACCCCCUCACUAUCCCUGCAGGACACGCCUACAUUUAGCCCAACUUCCAAUGGUUUGCUAUCCCCCCAUGAUCCCUUGCUGCACAUCAAAACACCCUCCCAGGCCAACUUAGGCUUUGAUCGCUUGCUGUCUUCCCACAGUGCUACCUACCGGGGCUCCCAGGAGCACCUGGCCCCUUCUCAGACCCAAGCCCCUCCCACCUCCUCCAGUUGCCACCUGCCCCCUCCUCAGUUCAACCUGUUGUCCUCCCAGCUCAACAACCAAUCCUCCCAGCUGUAUAAUGCCUCCUUGUACUCUUCCACACCAGCCCUGCUGCCCACGGCUCCCCCUCCACCACAGCCUCCUUCAGAGAGACCAGUUUCCCGGCAGGACAGUGUGAUAAAGCAUUACCAACGCUCGUCCCCCGCCCAGUCCACAACACUCGUCCCACAGCAAUAUGUUAGCUGUGGUGGGUCAUCCAGCUAUCAGCAGAUAGCCAGCCAUCACCGGCAUGCUGGAUUGUCCUGCAGUCCCCUUGGGGAGCAAAGCCCAACCUCUGACCCGAAGCCCCCACCAAGGUUGGAAUCCAAGACAUAUCGACCUAUCAUCCAAACUCCCUACACAUCGUCGUCCUCAAGCUCCUCAGCCCCUUCCUCGUCUGGCCCUAACCGAGCCAAGAAUUCCAGCUCCAGUAGUGGCUACUCUUCUUCGGGCUCAGCUUCAUCCUCUUCCCGUACUCCACACACUCCACCAUCAGCUUCCUCCACUUCCUCCUCAUCCUCUUCAAGCUCAAAGACAAGCACUGGCACCUUGUCUGCUCCCUCUUGUCAGCAGCCUCCGUCUCAGUCAGCACCAGCACCACCUCCUCUACCAGUGGUGUCAUCCAACCUAGUUCAACAGCCAGCACCCAAACAAUGCCUCUCCACCUAUGGCUCUCCGCCUGUGGCCAAAUCCAGCACAGGCCUACCAGACCAGACCCCUCCCCAGCAACAUGCCCAGUCUUACUCUCCCAACCAGCCUCCAUCUGCACACAUGACCCAGUCUUAUGGAGGCUUUAACUCACCUCAUGCUCAGGAUCUGAGCUCUGGAACAGGGGUUUCUGGAGGGAAGGCCUUCACUGGUACAGUCUCAGGAGGACGCUCGUUUUCUGCAGAGGUAGUCUUUGGGGAUUCGAGCUUUGGCUCAACUCCUCUCAGAAGAGUAGGCAGUCCCUCUUUAGGGUAUGGGAUUGCUGGAGGAUCAACAGUAAGUGGACCGGAAUCAGGAGCUACUUCAAUGGGCAGUGGCAUUACAUCUGCAGAAUCAGGGAGCGGGGCUGCUAGUGUUCGUAAUGGAAGCAGCAGCUCUUACCACCUUCCUGAGUCUUGCCCCUCGCCCUCCAGCAAUUCUACUAUCAUUCGCCCUGGAUUGCACUCUCCUUCUUCUGCUCGCCCUGCUCAGUCCCCUGGAGGCCCAGGGGCUACCAAAUACUUGUCCUCCAUUCACUCACCUGCUUUUAUGUCCUCACCCCAAGUUUACCCUGAUACACGGCAAGUGCAGAGCCAGUCCUACCACACAACACCACCAAAGCCAAAAACGGACACCAACAUGUUGGGAGUUCAACAAUCCCCAAAUGAGGAAGAGGAUGAUGACGAUUUCCUCAUCCACCACUUACUACAUGCCCAGAGUUCAACUCCCCAUGCUACCCAACAUCACCCACCUCCUCAGCAACUACCACUGCCGCUUCCACAAGCUAGAGAUGGGAAAGGCAAGGGGUUGACCUAUGACAUUAAUAAGAUCUCAGAAGAGCGCUACCACCUUCAGAGUGUCAUUCGUACUAAUAACAUCACCAGCAGUUCAGGUCCUGGAACGGCAACUGAUGAUGUUGCAAGUGGCUUAAACAGUCAGCUGGAAGCAUCACAGAAGAAACAGCAACAGGCCAAAUCAGAGUUGACCAUAUCAAAGUCCAACGUUGGAGGGUUAGGAGGGGUCACUGACUCUCUUUCCCACUCCAAUACUACCCACUCCCAUCAACAACAACAUGACUCCUUGGGCCCUGUGGUCCAUUAUGGAAGAGGGGAUCCCUACACACAGCACUCCCGUCACACCUCACAUGUGUCAUCACACUCUCAGCAACACUCUCAGCAUCCCCAAAUCUCUCUGCACACUCAACACACACAGCACUCGCAACAUACUCAGCAUGGUCAUCCUCAUUCCCACUCUCACUGCCACCCUCACAUGGAGCUGAAGAAGCCUUCAGAUGCAAAUGAACAUGCCUACUUGUGUAACACAUCAGAUGUGCAGCAGGCUCGACAAAGCCAGGUCCCUCUCUCCCUGAUAGAUUCACCGCCAGACCCUCCCCAGCAAACUCACAUGCUCCAAUCUGUCCUUUCUCAUACAACUCACCCUAAGAUGGACCCCCAGCAAGCCACUCCACAGCAGCAGCAGCAACAGCAGCAUCCUUUAAGCCAGCAGGCCAUGAUGGGUUCAGCUGGAGGAGCAGGGCCUGCUCGAGUGGAAUCCCAUCCACAGAGCCAGUCCUCACAGUUGCAACUCCAAAUCCAGAACCAGGGUAUAGAUACACACUACAGCCUUGGAGCCCAGCAAAGAGAUAAAUCCCAAACCAGUCUGAACUCAGUGUCUCCACUAGACAUGCUAGACCAAUCUCUUUCCCGGACUAACAGUAGAGGUGGUGGAGGAACUCUGGACAGAACAGGAGUUGGAGUGACUGUAACAGGAGGGGAGGGAGGUGGUGGAGACAGACAUGGACAGCAGCACAGACUUACACCCAACCACCAUACCCAACAAACGGCCUCAGAUCUCCAUGACUUUCUCUCUGAACCCGAUUUGGGCUUGUCCACCCCCUCACACCUUCACCACCUCAACCAGCCUCAGGCCCAUGCCCACUCCCAUGCCCUCCAUCAGCAGCAAGCACACUCUCACCAUCAGAUGGCACACUCUCUUUUAGCUCACCCCCACUCCCACCGAAUGACAGUAAAUAUGGGAACUCCGCAACAACAGCAGCAGCGCCAACAAAUAGAGCCUGAAAGUCUGUCACACUCCCACCUAGACCAGCUCAAACAGCACCAGUUUGACACAGUGAGCCCUGUGGGUAAAGGAGGACUGAAUCAAGUUCAGCAGCAACAGCAGCGGUUUGCACCUCUAACAUCCAUCUGCUUUCCAGACACUCUCUUGAACGAUGAAGACCGCUCUUUCUUUCCUGAGAUGGAGGACAUGUUUUGUUCAGCUGAUUACAAAUCAAGCUGUGCUGAGGAUUCUGGGCCAGGACAGGAUGCUCAAGAAAGCCUUACCCAGGGCCAUGGGCAAGGGCAAGAGGGUAUGGAGGCCUUAAAAACAGGAAGUGCUGGAGAGGGCUAUGAUAUGGUUGGUCAUCACAGUGAUCAAGGCUAUGGACGGUAUUGCCACAGCCUUCCAGGAACAGGGAAUGGCAGUCUACACUUAGAACUUGACUCUAUGAAGGCCCACGAGCUUCCCUCUACUGUGAAUACUGACCAGCUAGGCCUCAUCCAAUCCCAAACACCCACUAUGGGUUUGAGUUCAACAGUUCAAGGGGAUGGCUCAGUAAACAAGAUGAUGGGAGUUGUAGGAGUGGGUGGAAGUUCAAGUACUACCGGUCUGACCUCACCUAUAUUCUGUGCCUCUAGACCCAAGAAACUGCUGAAGACCAGCUCGUUUCACUUGCUCAAACAGCGACGUGAGCCACAACCACAAACAAAGAAAAGCUAUGCGCAGGAGUACGAAUUUGAAGACGACGAGGAUAAAGCUGAUGUUCCAGCUGAUAUUCGCCUAAACAGUCGACGCCUUCCUGACCUGCUCCCUGACUUGGUGUCUAGUUGUAGGAAGGCUGGUGGCGCAUCAGGUGUAAGUGCACUCAGUCCACUGAUAGGUGACAUGGACUUCUGCCAGCCCUCCAGCUAUGCCUCCCUUGGACAUCCUCCACAACUCCUCCCCCAUGAUGGACCUAAAAAAAGAGGCAGGAAACCUACUAAACCAAAACGUGAAGGCCCUCCUCGCCCACGAGGUAGACCACGCAUUCGUCCUCUUCCAGAGCCUCCUUACUGCAGGGGGCUGAUGGGAUCAGUAGCUGGAGAAAGUAAGAGAGGUCGGGGGCGGGGUCGAGGGCGAGGCAGGAGGGAGGAAGUGCAUGUUGAAAUGCAUCAGGAUAUGAACAACGUUCAAAGCCUCCCAUAUCAUCAGCAGCAGCAACAGUUUGGCACACAGCAGCAUCUCCAACAGCAUCCACACAACCAUCCCCGACAGCAGGCAGAGCACCACCAAGCAACACAACAACAGCAUCACCUGCACCAUCAGCAGCAUGUUUCCUGUCCUCCCCACCAACCGCAUCAACAGCAGCAACACCAACGGCAUCAUCAUCAACAACAACAGCAACCAUCUCAGCAGCUGCUACAAGAUCCAAUCAGACCUAUCAAGAUCAAACUACCCGUUCCCACCAUGCCUGCAUCAGAAUCCUUGUUGAGGACAGACUCACUGUCCAGCACUGAGCCAGUUCUGUCUGACGGAUCUGUGGGGUCGGCACCAUCUCUGGGACUGAGUCCUGGACCCAGUGCCGCCAUGGACAUCAGCAGAAAUGAGGAGAACCAGACUCAAGACAGGAUGAUGAAGCAUCAGCAAAAAGCUAUGGCGUGGAAGAAAGACAUUGACGAUCCACUGAAUCCUGAAGACUGGGCUGCUAUGCAGAAGCUCUCCUGCUCAGCUGAUGAGAAGGCUUUCGACUUCAAACCUGGCUUCAUGGCCUCGUUUUUGGACUUCCUGAAGACAGGCAAAAAACAGACAGGCCUUGAACUGGGACAUGAUGGAGGUGAGCAUGAUUCCCUAAACCCCUGUUCCUCUAUGAAGGGAGGGAUCAGGCCCUUAUCACCACCCCUCCCACCCCUACAACCAACUCCUCCACAGCGUCCGCGAACAUUCAGCGAGGGAGGGCAGGGCGAUGUGGCAGACCUGGCUCUCAGCAGCUGCCCGAGUCCCUGCAAGCCACUGGACGAUGAGCUAAAAGGAAACCUGGAGACGCUGCCCUCCUUCUCCUCUGAUGAGGAGGACUCGGUUAGUAAAAACCAGGACCUGCAGAAAAGCAUCUCAUCUGCCAUCUCUGCCCUUUAUGACACCCCACACUCAUUAGCUGCUGCAAUGGCUUCUGCCAUGGCCAAGGCCCCACCCAACCUGUCUCCCCCUACCCCACAAGAGCCGUCACUCAGCCCUCUGCUCCCUGCCAUGCCUCCCCUCAUCCCCAGUAUGGAGGAUGGAAAAGAGGAGGUGCUCACUUACACACAGGAUCACAUGCAGGAGGAGCAAAAAUCGGUCUCCUCACAGUCAAAUGGAGAAAAAGUGGAUGAGAGGGAGGUUAAGCAAGGAGGAGAAGAGGAGAAGGAGGGAGGUGGGCACUAUGCAGACAAUGAAGAACAAAUGAGAGAUCUACAUAAUCUGCAGCAGGGAGCCCUGGAAGAGCAGGAGGAGGAGGAAGAGGAAAGGAUGUCUAGAAUGCAGAUGUUGGAGGUCCCUCAAAUUGAAGGACCUGUGCUUGCUCCUGCCCCUCCAUCCCCAUCAUCGUCCAUCUCCCCCUCCACUCCACCCAGAUACUCUUCACCCUCGCCCCUGCCUCCCCUGAGUCUCUCCAUACCCUCCCAACUGCAAAUCCAGCAGGAGGAGGAAGAGGCCAUUCAAACCUAUCCUCCUUUUGAGCAGCAGCAGUCCUCCUACCAACCGGCUCCAACUAGUACCUCCCCUCCCCCAUCAACAUCCCCUCCGGCUAUCCCAUCCUCACCCCUCUCCAACCUUCCCCUGGGUCAGUCCAUUCCCCCUCCAUCCACCACACCUCCCCCAUCAUCCUCUGAUCUGGACCAGGAACCCGAAGCUGAGCAGCCUUCCCCCUCCUCACUCACCUCUUCGUCACCCACUUCAACAUCCUCUCCGCCACCAUCACCUCCAACCCCGGAAGAGGCCCCAACAUCUCAGCGUCUUACCUCCCUCCACCUGGCAAAGAAGCAGGCUGAUGCUGCCAUAGCUGGGGAGAGUGAAGAGGAGGACAGUGAGAGUGGAGGAGAGGGAAUCUUCCGUGAACGGGACGAGUUUGUGGUUCGAACAGAGGACAUCGGGACGCUUAAGAUGGCCUUGCAGACAGGCCGGGAGCCCCCACCCAUCUGGAGGGUGCAGAAAGCCUUGCUCCAGAAAUUCAGCCCAGAGAUCAAAGAUGGUCAAAGGCAGUUCUGUGCAACCAGUAACUAUCUGGGUUACUUUGGUGAUGCCAAAAUGCGCUACCAGCGUUUGUAUGUGAAGUUCUUGGAGAACGUCAACAAAAAAGAUUAUGUUAGAGUGUGUUCUCGGAAGCCCUGGCAUAGAGCUGGUCUCACUCUGAGACGCCAGUCACUUCCCAAACAGCUACCCUCCAUUCACAAUCAAACCCCACCUCGAGUGGAAAGAGACGACAAGGAGAGACAGAAAGAUAGAGAGAUGAAGGAGCAGAGGGAAAGAGAAAAAGAACAAAGAGAGAGGGAGCACAGGGAGAAACAGAAAGAGAGAGAAAGGAAAGAGAACACUGAGAGGGAAAGAGAGGACAGAGAGCAAAAGGAGAGGGAACGUACGGAGAAGGAGAAAGAAAUGGAGCUGGAGAAGGCGAGGGAGAGUGAAAAAAGGGAGAAAAGAGAGAAAGAUAGAAAAGAAAGGGAGAGAAGAGAAGAAAGGGAGAAACAGGAGAGGGAGCAGAGGGAGAAGGAGAAAGAGCAGAAGGAGAGAGAGAAGGAGAAAGAAAGAGAGCAGAAAGAGAAGGAAGGAAGAGAGAGGGAAAAAGAGAAAGAGAGACAAAGGGGUCAUGAGAAAGAGAAACAGGUGAUAGAGGAGGGAGAGAGGAGAGAUGGCACAGUGGAGUUUGCAAGGUUGAAGGAGGAGAAGAGAGGAGGAGAGAAGAAAAUGGAUUGUCAGUCCAGAGCCAAGACAUCAAAGGAUAAGGCAGAGCCUCCUCCCAAGAAGAGGAAGAAAUGGCUGAAGGAGGUGCCAUCCUCUUCCUCUGAGUCUGACUCCUCCCGGCCCAGCGAUGACGAAGGACCGGUGCGGGCUGGAGUUAACAGCCGAGCCAUGAGGGAGAUCUUCAGGAGCUAUGUGGAGAUGCUGGUCAGUACAGCACUAGACCCUGACAUGAUCCAAGCACUGGAAGACACUGAUGAUGAGUUGUACCUCCCACCAAUGAGGAAAAUUGAUAGCCUUCUUAGUGACCAGAAGAAGAGGUUGUUGAGGAGAGUCAACAUGAGUGUUCAGCACCAGGAGGCUAUACAUAUAUUCCCCAAAAUGAUUGCAGACCCCCUGGAAUCUGGAGCUGUCAAAGUUCACCUGGGUGGGGAGGGGUACAACCGCAAAACGCUCAACCGGGUCAAGAGGAGUAUUCCUAAGCAACAGGAUCUAAAGCUCUCAAUCGAAACUUGCCGGAUCUACAGUCUGUAUCAUUCCCUUCACCACUACAAGUACCACACCUUCCUGCACUGCAAGAAGGAGACGGACAGCAUUGAGCAGGCAGCGGAGGACCCCGGUCAGGAGGAGGUGGUGCAGCAGUGCAUGGCUAACCAGGGCUGGCUUGAAAGCCUCUUUAACUCCUUUAUGGAACUGCUUAGCCUCAGUGCCAAGGCAUGAAGGAGGACCACAGCCCAAGCCACCAAGCUUACACAUCCACCUGCAGUAUUAAGAGGAUGGAGGCAUCCACAAUUUGUGAAACAAAAGGAUCAUGCUACAGAUACUCUACGGAUGCUACUAGUGAGAACAUUCACUGUUGGUUUGUUUGUCAAAGAUUUAACUUUUAAAGUGUUUGUUUUCUUAUUAAGUCCAUUUAAAAGUACCUCUUUAUUUCAUGAACAGUAUUGAAAGAUGGAGGGAGUGAACUAUGUGAAUGUGAUGGAUUUCCACAAAAGUCAAAUAAGGGACGAUAAGAUACUUUGGUCAGCACUACAAAAUAGUUCUUUGUUAAGACCUACAGAAUAUUGAGAGACACACACAAGAUGUCUAUAAGUAUUAACUACUAUGGUUUGUAUAAUUUAUACAAGGAUAUUUCAAAAAUGACCGUCCUGAGAUGGGAUUGUUUGCUGUUAUUAUUGUUUUUGAAAAAUGUUUUAAAGGGAUAUACAUAAAAUGGCCCUACUGAAAUUCUUUGCAUCUCUCAGACAGACAUAGGUAAACUAUAGUUGAUUGAGACAGCAGUGAAAUUUAAAAGGACUAUAUGAUAGUCUCUUGUUUCUAUCUGCCUCAGUUAGAAGCAGUUGAUUGAAGGGAAAUGUAUUUAAAACUAAGCUGUGUUCUUUCUGUUUGUUCUUCAAAAGACAAUGAGAGAGAGGAUUUAAUGCCUGUAAAGACGAUGAAUGAAAAAAUAAAGCACGACUUUCUUGAAGGAAGUGAGAGGUGAAAUGAUCCAAAUUCAUAAAUGUCAGUGUUUAAUGUCAGUCAUUUUUAUCUGUUUGUUGUUGAUUGAUAUUUCCUAUUCUUUGACCUCUCAGAGGAUAUUCUUGUAGAGCAAUUCUGUUGUUUUGAUGUGUAAAUAUUGUACAGCUACUUCAUUCUCUAGUUCCCAGUUGCUCUUCUGUACAUGAAAUUCCUGUAUUUGACA
Messenger RNA from Anoplopoma fimbria (sablefish), 9106 nucleotides. RefSeq names its product proline rich 12b (gene prr12b). The transcript is spliced from 18 exons. The record is from RefSeq and is a predicted model, not a curated record. Bases 1 to 8142 code for a protein of 2713 amino acids. NCBI's taxonomy places the organism in Eukaryota, Metazoa, Chordata, Actinopteri, Perciformes, Anoplopomatidae.